Messenger RNA from Dipodomys spectabilis (banner-tailed kangaroo rat), 7444 nucleotides. RefSeq names its product ataxin 7 (gene Atxn7). Bases 781 to 3426 code for a protein of 881 amino acids. The record is from RefSeq and is a predicted model, not a curated record. NCBI's taxonomy places the organism in Eukaryota, Metazoa, Chordata, Mammalia, Rodentia, Heteromyidae. The transcript is spliced from 12 exons.
GGGGGGUGGGAGUGGGGAGACGAUAAUAACUCAAGUUAAAAAUGAGUCAGAUUUUAAAACGGCGAGAUUUGUAUUUGGGGGCUGAAUGAAUCAUUUCCAAAAGCAAUGAAAGGGGAACUAGAGACAUUUUGGGCAUUUAAUCCAAACUAUGUAAAUGGGUUAGAGAUUGCCUUGUUCUCUCUCCUCUCUCAGUCCGAUUUCCUGGUCCCCUUUUUCGUUUGACAAGAAGUUCAAGUCUCUGGGAGCAAUCGUCACCUCCACUUGUGGGCCACUGAGGCACACGUGGGUAGCUUCACGCGCGCGGGUCUUUAAGCCGACACCUGGGCUGGCACCUGGCGGCACUUCCACACCUGCCUGCGGUUCCCUGCGUGCCGGGCGUCCGCUCCGACGCGGCUUCCCAUUCAUGCUUCUGACAACCGUGUGGCCGCCCGCCGCCCAGAGCGACGCGGCCGGCGCGCGAGCUCCUCCACCCGGGGCCCUGAGCCCCGGAGGGGGGCCCGGCGACGACACGCGUCGGUGCACCGAGGUCGGCCGGCUGCUCCGUAGGUGGCAGGCUGCGUUUCUGACUUCUCCCUGGCUGCUCUCCGGGGGCUUGACGAGCAAACUUCGCCGGAGCGAGCAGAGAGGGAGGGACCGGCGAGGGGGAGGAGGCGGCGGGAGGCGCCUCCGCUUAAGGGAGCCGGCCGGGCGCCGCCGCUGGGACGGACGCGCGGACGGAAGGAAGGAGCGGGGCCGCCAGGCCCGGCCUGGGGAUGCGAGCGGCCGCAGGGAGCGGAAAGAAUGUCGGAGCGGGCCGCGGAUGACGUCAGGGGGGAGCCGCGCCGCGCGGCGGCGGCGGCGGGCGGAGCAGCGGCCGCCCGGCAGCAGCAGCAGCAGCAGCAGCCUCCGCAGCCCCAGCGGCUGCCGCCGCCGCCGCGGCGCCUACGGCCGGAGGACGGCGGCCCGGGCACCGCCUCCACCUCGGCCGCCGCAAUGGCGACGGCAGGGGAGCGCAGGCCCCUGCCUAGUCCCGAAACGAUGCUGGGACAGUCGUGGAAUCUAUGGGUCGAGGCUUCCAAACUUCCUGGGAAGGACGGGACGGAAUUGGACGAAAGUUUCAAGGAGUUUGGGAAAAACCGCGAAGUCAUGGGGCUCUGUCGGGAAGACAUGCCAAUAUUUGGUCUUUGUCCAGCCCAUGAUGAUUUCUACUUGGUGGUGUGUAACGACUGUAAUCAGGUUGUCAAACCACAAGCAUUUCAGUCACAUUAUGAAAGAAGACAUAGCUCAUCCAGCAAGCCGCCUUUGGCCGUCCCUCCCACUUCAGUAUUUUCUUUCUUCAAUUCUCUGCCCAAAAGCAAAGGAGGCAGUGCAGGUGGAAGCAGCAGGUCUUCCAGUGGAGGAGUUCUCAGUGCGCCCUCAUCAAGUUCAAAGUUGUUGAAAUCACCCAAAGAGAAACUGCCACUCAGGGGGAGCACCAGGCCCAUGCAUCCCAUUCAGCAGAGUAGAGUACCCCCUGCUAGAGUCAUGACACCUUCUGUAAAGGUAGAAAAGAUACAUCCGAAGAUGGAUGGCACACUACUGAAAUCUGCGGUGGGGCCAACCUGUCCUGCUACUGUGAGUUCCUCAGUCAAGCCUGGCCUUAACUGCCCCUCAAUACCAAAGCCAAACUUGCCUUCACCUGGACAGAUUCUGAAUGGCAAAGGACUUCCUGCACCGCCAACUCUGGAAAAGAAAUCUGAAGACAAUUCUAAUAAUAGGAAGUUUUUAAAUAAAAGAUUAUCAGAAAGAGAGUUUGAUCCUGACAUCCACUGUGGGGUCAUUGACCUUGACACCAAGAAGCCCUGCACCCGGUCUUUGACGUGCAAGACACAUUCCUUAACCCAGCGGAGGGCUGUUCAGGGUAGAAGAAAACGAUUUGAUGUGUUAUUAGCCGAGCACAAAAACAAAACCAGGGAAAAGGAAUCCAUUCGCCAUCUGGACUCCCAGCAACCAUCACAGCCUCUCAGGGACCCGCAUCCCGCCCCUCCUAAAACGUCGCUGGAGCCGCACCAAAAUUCUCAUGGAGUGAUUCCUUCUGAAUCAAAGCCUUUUGUAGCUAGUAAACCUAAACCUCACACCCCCAGUCUUCCAAGGCCUCCAGGCUGCCCUGCUCAGCAAGGUGGGAGUGCCCCCAUUGACCCUCCUCCAGCCCAUGAAUCUCCACACCCUCCCCUGCCUGCCACUGAGCCAACUUCUCGGUUAUCCAGUGAGGAGGGCGAAGGCGAUGACAAAGAAGAGUCUAUUGAAAAACUGGACUGUCAUUAUUCAGGUCAUCAUCCUCAGCCAGCAUCUUUUUGCACAUUUGGGAGCCGGCAGAUUGGAAGAGGCUAUUACGUGUUUGACUCCAGGUGGAACCGGCUUCGCUGUGCUCUCAACCUCAUGGUGGAGAAGCAUCUGAAUGCACAGCUAUGGAAGAAAAUCCCCCCAGUGCCCAGUACUACGUCACCCAUCUGUGCACGCAUUCCUCACCGGACAAACUCUGUGCCGACAUCACAAGGUGGGAUCAGCAGUCUUUCAGCAGCCUCCGUCUCUACAUCCCCAGUUCUGCUCUCAUCCACCUACAUCUCUCCAAAUAGCAAAUUGGUACCAGCUCAUGGAACCACACUAAAUGCACAGCCUGCCAUUUCUGGGGCAAUGGAUCCUGUGUGCAGUAUGCAAUCCAAACAAGUGUCCUCUUCAUCCUCUUCCCCCUCCACACCCUCUGGCCUCUCCUCAGUCCCCUCCUCCCCUAUGGCCAGGAAACCUCAGAAAUUGAAGUCCAGCAAGUCUUUAAGGCCCAAGGAGUCUUCUGGUAACAGCACUAACUGUCACAACGCCAGCAGCAGUACCAGUGGCGGCUCAGGAAAGAAACGCAAAACCAGUUCCCCACUAUCAGUUCACUCUUCCUCCUCUUCCUCCUCUUCCUCUUCUUCUCAUUCCAUGGAGUCUUUUAGGAAAAACUGUGUGACUCAUACCGGGCCUCCCUACCCAUCAAUGGUGGCAUCUUCCCAUAGCAUUGGCCUCAACUGUGUGACAAAUAAAACGCACUCUGUGAGCUUCCGGCAUGAACCGUCAGGGAGGGGCCCCCCAGGUGGGAGCCCCGCAGAGUCCAUCAAGAGGAUGAGUGUGGUGGUGAACAGCAGUGACUCCACUCUUUCUCUUGGCCCAUUCAUUCACCAGUCUAACGAACUGCCUAUCAACUCCCAUGGCAAUUUUUCACACUCACACACUCCUCUAGAGAAACUCAUAGGAAAGAAAAGAAAGUGCUCUCCUGGCUCCAGCAGCAUCAACAACAGCAGCAGCAAACCCACAAAGGUUGCCAAAUUGCCAGCCACGAACAACGUCCACAUGAAACACACAGGCACCAUCCCCGGAGCACAAGGACUGACGAACAGUUCCCUCCUUCAUCAGCCAAAGGCACGUCCCUGACAGCUGAAAACAGCACGGGGAGAAAUAAUCCGGACACUUUUGAGGACAAGUUACACCUCCGCUCAGCACUCUGGACUCCACGAUGCCUUUGAGUCUCUUUUCACAACCUCCUUGGGCCUCCAGGGUAAUCGCUGGGCUGUUGUUUUGAGGAUUUCCCCGAAGCUAUGUCUGUAGCAGUGAGUACUCAUAAAGGACACUGGAUCAAGUUCAGCCACCAGAUUGCUUUUAUCAGUGUUAAAGUGGUCUGGACUGCUUGCUACCAAUCUGUGAGAAGUUUUUGUUCUUGUUUAUUUUUUUUAACUUGUUAUAUCAUGGAACUACUCUUAAGUAGACUGGCCAGGCAAAAGAUUGUUUGACAAGAGCGUUAAUGUCAACUUUUCUCUCUCCUCCAUCUCCUUGCCAGUUUCUUUUCUCAUUCUCUCUCCCUUCCUCCUCCCACUCUCCCCCAUUUCCUUUUUUCACACUGUCUUCUGUAGGUCAUUCUCCAGCACCUUAACUGGAGACCUUCCAGAGGAAAGGGAGCUGCAUCCUAAGCAGCUUUCUAAAGGCUUUUAUAGCAGUGUUCCAGAAGUAGAAUGUGGGUAUUGACUCAAGGUCACAUGACAAGAUAGGCCAGCCUUUUGCAAAUAAUUUGAGAUAAGACACUAUCAAAAGCUUCCAACUUACUGGUUUGUAGCCAUUGAUGCUGGGUUAGCGGGUAUCAGCCAUAUUGGAGGCUUACUUUUCAUGGUACAAAACCAAUCCCAUGUAAAAGAAAAAAGCAAAAAUAAUUUAAACUACUUUUGAUGAUGGAAAGCCAAAAUGAGGCAGGUGGAUGGGGGUGGGGGUUAAAAUCACAAUGAAGGGGGGAAAAAAUUUUCCAAGAUUUCCAAAGAAGUGGAAUUGUCUUACCAUUUAUUUUCAUGUAAAACAGUAUAUCAGAUUGGGUUGAUUGUCCUGCCCAAUUUUAUUUUUUAAGAUUUGUCUUUUUAAAAUAAAACUGCUAGGAUACUUAAAUAUUUCUAAGGUAUUACCCCUAUUUUCCUCUCUGGAUACUGUCCUAGGACUUAGUGUAAGUAUCUGCUUCCUGUGCUCUGGGCAGUAUGUGUGCCCCCACUUCCCUUCUGGCUACUGCAGAUAUGCAUUUAGAUGCAGGUGGAGUGGGAAGCAGACCUUAAUGGGAGAAGCUGGAGUGUAGGUACACGUUUGUGUGGAGGCUUUGUGUGAGGCUUACAGAGUGUUUCCCAACACACUCCCUCUUGUGUUUAAGAGAGUUUUAGAGCCUCUAAGAUAGUGAUUGCAGUGCUUCACCCCAAAUGAAAAUGUAAUAAGUUAAAGCAGCAUUUUUGAGAAGGUAUGAUUGAAUUUGGGGAAUGAUCUGGGGCCUCUUAAUGGACCAUCCCACCACUCCUGCUCCUGAACCAAGGAUCAGGCCUCUGGAUUAGGAGAGUGUUCACACAGAGUAGCCUAGCCCAAUGCAGGGUAAAUCCCACCAUUCUGAUCAGUGCAUUGGGUAGGGCCUACUCAGAGCCAGUCAGUGUGUCCUUUUAUCCCCAUAGUUCUUGGUUACAAACUUCAGUUUCAGGGAAUUUCAAGUCAAAACCUGUAGAAUGAAUAAAUAUUUGGUUACCAGCCUAAUAAAUGUGAAUUGCUACAGAAUUAUUCUUAUUAUGUAAUAAAACAAAGACUUUAUGCAGAUACUUUAACUAUAAAUUGAUGUAAAAUACUGAUUUUUUAAGGAAGGAGGGGAGAACAAUAUCUUGUUCAAUUUUAUGCAAUCAAUCAGUAAAUGUGUUUUUAAAUGAUACUAUAGGAGAGCUAGUAAGGAGAGAGUGUGGAUGGGCCAGUUAGGUAUAGGCAAAGGAAAUCGGUCUGGGUGUUCCAUCCCACUUAUGGGGGAGAAGAGAUAAGAGGGAAUCAGGAUGUAUCUAGUUGAUUCCUUGGUACAAGUGCAAUGGGGUAUGGGUAGAAUUUAUUUUCAGAGCCAAGGGGACUUUGAUGGUUAUAAAUUAAGUUGCUUUUAGUGAUGGAAUGAAUAGACAGAUCAAGUUUUCUGAUCCACAAUAGCAAGUUGAUUCAGAUUAAUGUAGAUAUUUAGAUUAGUGAGUGUUCAUUGAUUUUUUGUUUUUUAGACUGAAGUUUUAAGUGAAUUUCAUUAUGUCUCCUGGUAAUACAUAGAGCGUUGGGAUUAGGAAAUUAGCCAUUUUGGAUUUUGCCUGCCACAAACAGACCUAUUCCAAACAGUGCUAUUAAACUUUAGACUGUUCAAAUGUUUUAUUUUCUCCAACAACUACUUUUUAUUAUGAUGAACAAUUAAGACCAUUUAAAACACAGGAGUAAAAGUAUUUUUUUGAAUUGAAUUAACUUGCAAAAACCAAAUUUGCAGUGGUUGGGUUGUUUCUUAGACAGACUUUGGUAUCAAUUUAAAACCAAGAUAAUUUUUAUAUUCCUUCCAGUAGAAUUUCAUGACAACUUCUGCAGUUUUCUUAACGUACAAAAAAAGUGCUGCAAUGAUGAACAAAGAAUUAUACGAAACCUACUUUUGUACCUUUAUUUUGGGAUUUCUUGUUCUAUUAUAAAUAUGGAAGUAGCCCUAUUUCAGAAGACAUAUUUUGUUAAAAAUGAAUUGUACAUAUUUAAAUAUGUAUUUUUGCACAGGUCUUUUUUUCUGAUAUCCUGUUUUGGUACAAUUGAGAUCAUCUAGUAUUUAUUUAUUAAUUAAUAAAAGUAAAUACCUUUUUAUAAUUUGAAGUGGUUCACUGCCAAGCCAAUAGUUGUAGAACCUGCCUCCUUUACAGUGGAAGGAUUGCCUCUGUUCUGUGAAAGUCUUUGUUCCUUUUAGUGUCUCAAGAGUGGAUUCACACAGACGAAGUGGGCAUUGCUUCUCCUCGGUUGCCUGAUUUCCCAGUAGACCACAUGUGACUAAGUGACACACUGCUUUUCUCUCAUUAGUGUUUUAUGUGCGAGUGUGUGUGUGUAUGUGUGGGUGCGUGCCUGUGUGUGUGUACACUCUGAGCACACUUUUGUUAUGUAUGUGAUGUGGUUUAAAACUAAUGGAAAAACUGAAAGUGCCUGAACCUAACUUUAAAGCUUAGACAGAUUCUCUUUAAAAAAGACUUGAAUGUUCAGUUGAACUUUUGGAGUUUGCUUUUUCCACCUACUUAUUGUUUUGUAAAAUCUUAGGGGAGGAGUUAAAAACAACCAAUGCUGGUAAAUUUUAUAAGGUAUUUUACAUUUAAGACCUUUGGGUUCACAGUAAUUUCACUGGUGAUGGAUUUGCCAGUGGCACCAAGAGUUAAAAUCUGUCAGCCAGCAAUGUACAUGCCAUGUCCGUUUUGUCACUCACUCAUGAAAUAAGAGAGUUUAAAGUAGAAUAUUUAAAGUAUUUUGUAUUACAAAAAUAUAAUACAAAGAAGUACCUCUGAGAACAUUGAAAAAAAAUGUAUAAUUUGAGAAACCUAACUUAAAAUGGCAGCUGCCUUCCUGCAAGAGUUCUGUUGCCAAGGAGUUUCUUCAUGUCUCUCAUUCUGUCCUGGGUUGGGGGAAAGUUGGGCUUUGAAAAAUGAUUGCUCAAAGUUUCAUGGUUUAAAAGAAAAUAAUCAUUUUUACACUUUGUGCAAAAAUUUUACAUUUCCAGAUGAUUUUAAGUGAGCACUACAUACUGUCAGUGUGAAUGUAGGGCCUUGAAAGCAGUUUUUUUUAACUUGGUUAUAAAAGCAAUCUCCUGUGUUAAAAUGUGUGAAUAGUCGGACAAUGUGUACCCAUAAUCAAGAGCAUCUCAGCUGGACUUUGUGUUGGCUGCUGUAUAGAACAUGAACAAAUGUCAAGGGAUAGAAAAUUACUUUGGAUAUUUAAAAGAGAAGAAAUAUAUAGUCUAUUUGUUUUGUAACAAGUUUCUGUAAAUAAAAUAAUUUAUACUAUUUAUAAGAAAAAAGUUGUGUUCUGCUUUAUGAGAAAUUAGUUUGUGGAACAAAUAUGUUACUAAACAGGCAAUAAAAUUAGGACUUCUCAAUAAAUAAGGUUGGCUGCAUGAACUAUU